Molecule: messenger RNA, 4455 nt
Organism: Brienomyrus brachyistius
Lineage: Eukaryota; Metazoa; Chordata; Actinopteri; Osteoglossiformes; Mormyridae
Product: adhesion G protein-coupled receptor F5-like
Exons: 24
Coding region: 93-3866 (1257 amino acids)
Biological process (GO): cell surface receptor signaling pathway; G protein-coupled receptor signaling pathway
Cellular component (GO): membrane
Molecular function (GO): G protein-coupled receptor activity
Source: RefSeq, a predicted model, not a curated record
CUCGUGGGCUUGCAGUGUUUUUUUUUUCCUAUCAGCAUGUGGCAAAUAUAAUUAGCAAGUGAACAGUUCAGCAACACACAUCAGGUACAGGUAUGGACAGUGAGAAACUGUUAUUCAUAAUCGUCCUGAUGGUAACAUGCACCAUUUUUAAAGCAGGAGAAUUUGCUGAAAUCCCACACUACUUUGGCACAACAGACAACAAGGAGGCAAACUCACCCCAUGUCCAAGUCAAGCAAAAAAGAGAUGGACUAACAAAGCUCUGGACCGUCUCCUUUGAUAUUGAACUUAAGUCUUCAGGCCAAAAUGACACUAAAGGAAUGAGAUCAGCACUGAAUGCAAGUAUUUUCCUUUUCCAGCUUGAAAACACAGUCAACUUCACUGAAGUUAACAUUACUACAGUGUGUUACCAGAAUGGUACGGGAUUUCAGUGCAAGUGUGAAGAACCGCUAGCCUGGUCGUACAACAGCUGUGUUGCGUACACCCCUUGUGAUGACAUCAUUCAAGGCACAUGCAGAUGCAUCGAUGCUGUACCGUCUAAUGGACAUCGCUGCAAACCACAACUACCUACUGAAAUUAAAUUGGACUAUGACAUUGACAUUGAGGUGACCGUGUCAGAUAUCGCAGUGAUAAAUAAUCUAAGGAACAUUCUUGUAACAACACCAUUCCCAUAUCCACUCAGUAAUGCCAUUGAAAUAAUUGGAGUGAACUUAACAACAGUUUGCUACCCGAAUGGCCCUGGAUUCCAGUGCAUUUGUGAAGAACAGUUUGCCUGGUCGUACGACAGUUGUGUUGCAUACACCCCUUGUGAUGACAUCAUUCAAGGCACAUGCAGAUGCAUCAAUGGAAUACCGUCUGAUGGACAGUUCUGCCAACUAAGGCCAAAUGAAAAUGCUACAAUAUCAUCACAUCCAGCUACAUUGUUAGAUUCUACCACACUGGGGCUCACAAUGCAGAAUGUAACAUCCACCGAUGCUGCCACUACCUACACUGCUGCAAAGCAGAGUGUGUCAUCUGCUGUGACUGGCUCAGUUACGUCAAGCUCUACGAUGUCACCCGUAACUGGCCGAUUUAAGCUGCAGAUGUCAUUUAGCAUGUUACGGAAUUUCACAGAGGACUUGAAAGACCCAGCAACAAUGAUGUACAAAAAUUUAAAAAUUAACAUUGAAUCAGCACUCUGUGAAAAAUACAAAGCUAUAUCGGGGUUUAUUCGAGUAGAGGUAACUAACUUCAGGCCUGGAAGUGUGAUUACUGACUUCUUAUUACACACCAACCAACUGAAUUCCACUGAAAUCGCAACAGCAAACAAUGAAUUAGUGGCUGAUCUUGUAACCAGAGGGUAUAAUGCCGACUCCGAUUCUUUUCAAGGAGUUCUUCAUGGACCAGAACCUUUCACAAAGAACUAUGAGAUGAUAUAUCCUGGUAACACCAUGGAGCUGACAUGCAUGGUUCCAGAAUCAAUGCAAAAGGGAACCGUGUCGUGGUUCGUGAAUGAUAUAGCAGUGUAUAAUGAUACAAAGUACACAAUCACCAAUUCAACUCUAAAACUUACUGUUAAGGAUAUAAGGACUGAUGACAGUGGAACAUACAGAUGCAGCAUGAAGGAUGCGAUUUUGAUUUUCCUCCAUGAAGAACUCAUUAACGUAACGAAUGUUGUCGCUCCAAUAGUCAAACUCAGCAGAUGGCAACUGAACAGCCCGUGUGACAGCAUUGAAGAAAUUAGCUUGGAGUGCUGUGUCACAUACAACAAUAUCGAUGAUAUUGAGGCCAAAUGGAUGGCCAUUGUUGAACUCUCAACCAAUGUUCUCCCUGAAAGCAACAUAAAAUGUUUUGUCCAUUCUUUUAACACCGAACAAGGAAGAUGUGACCCAAAAAUUUUUACCUGCCAAGUAAAAAACAGAGGAAAAAUCAUCAGUGAAGUAAAGGCCACACUGAACUUUUUCUCAGGAGCGCCAGAGUGUAACAGCAUUCCCUAUGGUUCUGGGAAGGAAGGAGACACAGCUGUUGUGUGCUGCAGGGAAAACUUUGAAGGCACCAUAACAGCAAGAUGUUUACAAGGAGUUUGGGUGAUUGUAGCUGAUAAUUGCAUUUUGAGUGAAAUUAUCAGACUACAAAAUGUAUCCAAGAACCUCAAUGAAAUAACUGUGCCAGUUUUUUUGGAAGAGCUGAAAAACACCACAGAGAACCUUCAAAAUGAAAUAGAGAAUUCAACUGCCACUAUUUCUGCUAUCGUUGACAUUUUGAGCAGAAUUUCUGCCAUUACACAAACCAUCAACAGUGACGUGAUGACAAAUGUUUUGAAAACUGUGACAAUUUUAGUUUCAGACCAAUCUGAGAAAUCUUGGGCAGAACUGAACAGCAAUACCGAAACCCAAAAUACAAGCUCUGCUUUGCUGGAAUCAGUAGAGAAAAUUGCAGAAAAUCUUUUAAGUGACUCCUUUAAAAUAAGUACAAAAAACAUUGAGUUAAGCAAAACAACAUUUACAAGCACUUUCAGUACAAGUUUGAACUCAUCUCAGAUACUCAUCCCAAAUCAAGGUCUUCCCAUCAACACGGGUAUCACACUUAUCGUCUUUACGACUCUUGAGUUUGUCUUACCUUCACGGAGCACUGGAAACAGUGUAAACAACUCCAUCAAUGGAAUUGUCAUGUUAGUUUAUGUAAAUGAAACCAUUAAUAACGUUUCAAUGACGUUCGACAAAAUAAGCAAAACAAAAGGAAACAACCAGUGUAUUUUUUGGAACUUCAAACUUUUUCAAGGCAUCGGAGGCUGGGACUCAACUGGAUGUCAACUGCAAUCUGAAACGAAUGACAGUGUCACCUGUUCCUGUAACCACCUGACUUCCUUUUCGAUAUUAAUGUCACCUUUCGUACCUGAAUCCAUUGAGGUUGCUCUGAAUUACAUCACGUACUUUGGAGUCAACAUAUCAGUGGGAUCCCUGGUCUUAUGCCUUAUAAUUGAAGCAUUUGUGUGGAGUGUUGUCACUAAGAACAGCACGUCACACAUGCGACACGUCACUAUAGUGAACAUUGCUCUGUCUCUGCUGAUUGCUGACAUAUGGUUCAUCAUUGGAGCGGCUGUGUCAAAUGUAGGCCAGGACACACCGAAGAAUGCAUGCAGUGCUGCAACCUUCUUCAUUCACCUCUUUUAUCUUGCCUUGUUCUUCUGGAUGCUGAUCUCGGCUCUUUUGCUCUUCUACCGUACCAUGAUGGUUUUCUCCCACAUGUCAAAGCGCACUAUGAUGGCCAUUGCCUUCACAGUGGGCUACGGGGCACCACUCAUCAUUGCCUUAAUCACCAUUGCAGUCACUGCCCCCAAAAAUGGCUACUUCAGGCAAGAUGAUGCAUGCUGGUUGAACUGGUACCAGACUGAUGCCCUCUUGUCAUUUGUGAUUCCGGCCUUGAUCAUUGUAGUUGUGAACCUGCUCAUUCUAAUUGUGGUUCUGUAUAAACUACUGAUGAGGGGAGUUGGUGAGAACCGUCAGUCUGAGGAGAAGAAUGCUCUGCUGGUCAUCGCAAGGUGUGUCGCUGUUUUGACUCCCAUCUUUGGCAUCACCUGGGGACUUGGCAUAGGGACCAUGGUGGCACCCGCAAAUCCCGGAGUCCACAUUACAUUUGCGAUCUUCAAUUCACUUCAGGGAUUCUUCAUUUUAAUAUUUGGGACUCUCCUAGACAGCAGUGUUCGAACAGUCAUCAUGGGAAAAUGUUUGUUUCUGCCAAAAACGUGUAACAGAAUAAGGAGUACAAGUGCAGGUGCAUCUUCUUGGGCUGCCCAUUUUAGAAGAGGAAGAAAAAACUUCUACAAUGUUUCAGAAGCUACAAGUUCAAGCCAGUCAUCAGAAUCAUUCAUCAAUAAUGUUGCUUUAUAAAUAUUUCUGAGCUAUUUCAGUAUUUGAAAAUCAAAAUUUUUAAACUAUGUCUCUGUAGUGUCAGUGUAGAUGGUAGUGUAACUUAUUGAACUAUUAUGAAAUAGGCUGGGAUUGAAAUGUUUAUGCCAUGCAAUGAUCCAUUCAUGCUUGUAAAUUGAAAUACAAAUUAAGGACUCAUUGUUCUUAAUUUACUAACAUGAAACACUCUCAAGUGGUUGGAUAGAUGUGACCUUUUGAGUGAAUGCAAAAUUUUCUUAUAGACAAAUAAUUAUUUUUUGUAUAUUUCAACUUAUAUUCUGGAAAGAGUUUCUUAGAGUAGCUUUGGGAAAAUGUGAUGAAGAAUAUUAGGUUUACGGUUAUGUUUUUUAAAAUUAUUAUUACAUUAGAUUGUUUAUUCAUUUAGGGGCUGUGCAGCAUUAAACAUAAUUUUAUGUUCAUGCAUAAAUGUGUAAACUACCAUUCUUUAAAGUAUAUUUUCCUUUUAAUUUCUUAGUACUUUGGUAAUUUGAUUGUUUAGUUAUGUAACUAAUAUGUAACAGUGGUUGAAAACCAUUGCUGUUUGUAUUGUUAUAGAAUCAUUCGUACAGUA